GUACAUAUAUACUUUCGCUCGCAUAUCACAACUUCAACCUCCGACAAAUUCUUUUAGAGAGAUACACUAGAGAGAGAACUUUUCCUCCUCCUUCUUCAACAAUGGAAGAUAUCAAGGGAAAGGCUAUGGAGGUGGAAAGCGGGGACAUGGCCGACGUUGGUUUACCAAUUCAAGGCAUGGGGCCGCCAAUGAGGGGUGAUCAGGGGAUUGUUUUCCACCAGGAGAAUGGAAGUAAUCGAGUUGGUGCACUGAGGUGACUCAGCGAGUUAAGGGCGAGGAGGAGACUUGCCACCGCCGAGGGUUUUGGCUACUCUGCUUCGGUCAUGCAACGUCACUUCGUACCCAAACCCAUCCACCCUCUGCCUCUUCCUACAACCGAAGUUAAUCCAUUUACUGCGCAGUUUCUCUUCGAGAAAGAACUGAAAUGUAGUGAUGUAGGACCAGCUUGUCGUAUUGUAAUUCCCAUGGGUUAUGCAGAAAGGUAUCUCCCGGCUCUGACUGAUAAAGAAGGUUUUUUCGUGUUCAUGGAUGACAUGGAUGCUUGUGAAAUUUGGGUUUUCCGCUACAGGUAUUGGCAAAACAACCGUAGCUGAAUGUUCGUACUUGAGAAAACUGGUGACUUUGUGAGGGCGCAUGGACUGCAAUCUGGGGAUUUCAUGAUGGUUUACAAAGAUGGUCAAAGUGAAAGAUUUGGUAUCCGGGCUAGAAAGGCUAGUUCCCAAGUGACAGGUCCUCAGCAUGAGUUAAAUAGGUCAAAGAACUACUACGCCGAUCUUACUGCAAUGAAUGGCACCUGCUUUCCCCCUGAAAAUAUCCUGUACAACUUUCCGAUGAAUUUCACCGCUGAGGUGGUGCCAGAUGUUUCAAAUGUCGAACAAUCACUGAGCUAUGGAUCAAUUAAUACCUUCUCUCUGGGUAACUUCUGGUAGUUGAGACGUGGUCAUAAGCUGUCAGCAGAGAUGGUGAUCUCCGGUAAGGUCAUCAGAAUGCUGAUAAUGUAAGUAUAUAACUAGAACAAAGUCGAUAAUUAGGGAUCUUAAAGGGAGCUAUAUAUGUAAAUCUCAUCAACUCAAGAUGGUUUAAAGUAAUUAUAAA
Messenger RNA from Rhododendron vialii, 1095 nucleotides. Its product is annotated as B3 domain-containing transcription factor FUS3-like. The transcript has 6 exons. NCBI's taxonomy places the organism in Eukaryota, Viridiplantae, Streptophyta, Magnoliopsida, Ericales, Ericaceae. Bases 594 to 929 code for a protein of 111 amino acids. The record is from RefSeq and is a predicted model, not a curated record.